GAGUCCUCAUCGCCAACCGUUAUUCUACCGAAAUGACUGAAGUAAAAGCUGAAGUGCCAGAUGCUAUGGCAGUCGACGUUCCUCAGGCAGAGCAAGCCGCGGUCAAGACGGAAGAUCAUUCGUCUACGGCUACUGUGCCGGCCGAGGCCAAGUCUAACGGCGAAGCGAGCUCAAGUAAACCUGCGACAGAGGAGGAUGCUGAAAAAGCCAAAUUAAAAGCUGUUAGGCAAGUGGAAUUCUACUUCGCCGAUUCGAACCUCCCGUACGAUAGGUUCAUGUGGCAGCUGCACACGGCCGACCCAGAACACUGGGUUGAGGUCUCUAUAGUCGCCUCCUUCAAGCGCAUGCGGCAGUACAGCGCGAACGGUGUCGAAUGGGUAGCGCAAGCCAUCAAGGAGAAGAGCACCGCUCUGGAGGUUGACGAGAGUAUGAAGAAGGUGCGGCGGAAGACGGAGGUGAAGGAGCCGAAAGGGCAGAUGGAGCGGACUAUCUACGCUAAAGGUUUCGGAGAGGAGACGCCGGAGCUGCAGCUGCAGCUUGAAGAGUUCUUCGAUCAGUGGGGACGAACGAACGCCGUGCGCAUGCGGCGGACGGAAGAUAAGAAGUUCAAAGGAUCAGUUUUUGUAGAAUUCGCUGAUGCUUCGACCGUCGAUACGUUCCUGAACGCCGACCCCAAGCCGUCAUGGAACGGCGAGCCUCUUCUCAUCAUGACCAAAAAAGCGUACUGCGAGAUGAAAAUCAAGGAAAAGGGCCUGACUGGCAAGAAAGCCGAAGCGCGCGCGGACGACCGCGGGCGCAAGGGCUUCAACGCGUUCCGCGAGAUGAAGGCCGCCAAGGGCGAACAAAACAAGGAGAAGGAGAAGAAGAAAAACGAAGUGUUCCUGGAGUUCAUGGGGAGCAAACUGCGCGUGUACGAGGAGGACGGCGGGCACGUGAAGGAGGAGGAUGUGCCGCACGUCAAGGGCGCGACGUUGAAAUUCUCGGGGGCUGGCGAGGUGUCGUUCGAGGAGAUCAAGAAACCACUACGCGAGCGUUUCGCGAGAGUCCCGUUCGUGAAAUACGAGAAGGGCAAUGACUGGGGCCUCAUAAGCUUUGACAAGGCUUUAACAGAGGAAGAGAUCCAAUACGUAAAAGAUAACCUAAAAACUAUCGGCGGCCAAGAAGUCACCUGGACUCUAGCAGAAGACGAAGAAGAAAAAGCGUUCCAGCUGGAACGCGCUCAGACCGCUGCCAAGCGCGUGCUCCAAUUCUCCCAGUCCAAGGGCUCGUCACGAGGCGGCCGGGGCGGCCGGGGCGGGAGAGGCGGGCGCGGCGGGCGUGGAGGUCGCGGUGGCCGUGGUGGUAACCGUGACGGUGGUGGGAGGCAGAAUGCUGGUACCACUGAAGCGAAGUCGAACGGGAGCGGCGAGGAGCAAUCGGGGGAGAAGCGGAAGCGCGCAGUGGAGCCGGAUGGAGGACCCGAUGUUGGUGUCAGGGGCGCAGCGGUGCCUACGAUCCAGAGCGCGAAGAAGGUUAAGACGGAGGGGGACUCGUAGGUGUUGUAAACGCAGAAGUCAAAAAAUGGGUGAUGACGGGAUACUCGUCCACCUGGAAUGUAGUACUUCUUCCGUCGCUUCUCGAGUAUCGGUAGCGUUCUAGAUGUCUACGUCGGGAUUUGUGCAUUGUAUUUGCUCCACGUCAGUCUGUAUCUUAUGAGAUAUGUCCUGAGCCACGUAUCAUGUCUACUAUGAAGUCUUUGCUACGGCAGUGCUGAGGGGAAUCAAUCCCAUCGCUAUUGCCCAAUCGUCUCUUCUGUACUCAUCUAUCAGUUCCCUGACCAGAUGUACCCGGCGGACAUAUGCUUUAGGUCUGCCCUCCUGAUAUACGGAUCUUCCGUACAUAUACAGUCUGCGUCAGCGAAUUGCAUAGCCCCAGAAACGCGACUGAGACCAAAAGCAAGCACGCGAGGAGCAGCUUGCCCAGUGUAG
Messenger RNA from Gloeophyllum trabeum ATCC 11539, 1967 nucleotides. RefSeq lists its product as uncharacterized. The transcript has 8 exons. Gene Ontology annotation, molecular function: mRNA binding. The record is from RefSeq and is a predicted model, not a curated record. Gene Ontology annotation, cellular component: nucleus. Gene Ontology annotation, biological process: RNA processing. Bases 33 to 1535 code for a protein of 500 amino acids. Lineage: Eukaryota; Fungi; Basidiomycota; Agaricomycetes; Gloeophyllales; Gloeophyllaceae.